AUAAGCAGUCGGAAGUGAAGCAAAUUGACAAGCAAUUAAAAAGUAGCGGUUUGUUUUGGUUCCGUGGAUUGCAUCAAUUCCUCUAUAAAAUUUCUCAUCUUGCGUUUAAGAAUUAAUUAGGUACGUUUAGAUAAAAAUAGUUAAACAUGUCUCAAAUAGUUGGCAUUUGGGAGGUAACAUUAAAUGGGAAGAAACACAUGAUUGAGUUUGAGCAUGGUACAACAUCUGGGAAACGAAUUGUCAGAGUUGAUGGAAAGGAAAUAUUGAAAAGAGAUUGGCUGUUUAAACUUGUUGGACAUGAAAACUUUAAAAUCGGAAAUAAUAACUGCUCUAUUGCGAUAUAUCCUGCUAAAGGCUUGUCUUUUGAAUAUUCUUUGAUUGUAAAUGGGAAACAAUACAAGAAGUUUAAAGAGAAUCAAUCUAAGAUUCUCAAAACUUGGAUUGUUGAUGUGGACAGCGAACCUACUAGAGUUGUUCUUGAAAAAGAUACUCUUGAUGUUUGGGUGAAUGGUGAUAAAAUGGAAACUGCUGGUGAGUUUGUAGAUGAGGGUACAGAAACUCAUUUUGCCUUGGGAUCUUAUCAAGCAUAUAUAAAAGCUGUCAGCAGUGGAAAUAAAAGAGAAGGAAUCAUUCAUUCCUUAAUUGUUGGAGAUACAAUUAUACCAGAAGCUAGCGAUUGAAAAUGCAUCUUUCAGAAAUGAGAUAGCUUCAUCUACUUUUUGAAAAAUGAAUUUCACAGAAAUGAUUGUUACCUGUGCACCAACUGUUGUUGAAUUUUAAGAUGUUAAGCAUCUCAGCCUAGGAGAGUUAUUUUCUUAAAGAUGGAUUAUUUAUCACAGUUAACAAAAAUUGUUGUUUGAAACGAUUAUGCUAAAAUGCAUUAUUGUUCUUUAUUUACUAUUUUAGAAAAAUUAUGUUUAGUUUACAAAUAUAUAUCGGGUUUUUAAGACUCCAGCAAUUUUAUAAUGUAUAUUUUUAAUAGAUAUUUAU
This is a messenger RNA of Parasteatoda tepidariorum (common house spider), 990 nucleotides long. Its product is annotated as fas apoptotic inhibitory molecule 1. Gene Ontology annotation, biological process: negative regulation of extrinsic apoptotic signaling pathway via death domain receptors. Lineage: Eukaryota; Metazoa; Arthropoda; Arachnida; Araneae; Theridiidae. The record is from RefSeq and is a predicted model, not a curated record.